UGUCUUUCUUGUUGUUUUUAUAUCAGUAUAUUUUCGUUGCUUCUAUUAUACAUUGCAUAUCUUUUUAUUUAAUUAUUUCUAUCAUGCCUCCCAAAAUUAGGAAGUAUGAUUGUGGCUAUGAAAAACGUAAAAAGAAAAAGAGAAUUGAAGAGCUCACUCAAUCACAAAGAGGAGCUCUUGAUAAGUUUGUUGUUAAAGAAUCACAUGUUGGUACUCAAAGUAAUAAGAAUGUGCUUGUGAAUGAUGAAGUAGCCUUGGAUGAUAAUUGUGUUAAUCCUAAUGAUAAUGUGCCUUUAGAUAGAGAUAAUAUAUCUUUUGAUGCUAAUGUGCCGAGUGAGAAUGAUAUUGGUGGUAAUGAAAAUGAUGUUCAUGCUAAAAAUGAUAAUGGUGUGAAUGAAGAUAAUAAUCCCGUUGAAAAUAAUAAUGUUGCGAAUGAAAAUAAUCAUGGCUUGGAUGAAAGUAAUGACAAUCAAUUUGGCCUUGAUAUAUUCGAUCCACGAAAUUGGGAUACUCUUAAUUCUAAAAUGAUUGAAAUGUUAGUAGAAAAGGGACCAAAAGAGACUUGUCUAUUAUAA
This is a messenger RNA of Beta vulgaris subsp. vulgaris (sugar beet), 575 nucleotides long. RefSeq lists its product as uncharacterized. The transcript has a single exon. The coding region runs from base 84 to 575 and encodes 163 amino acids. Lineage: Eukaryota; Viridiplantae; Streptophyta; Magnoliopsida; Caryophyllales; Amaranthaceae. The record is from RefSeq and is a predicted model, not a curated record.